Molecule: messenger RNA, 1856 nt
Organism: Fusarium oxysporum Fo47
Lineage: Eukaryota; Fungi; Ascomycota; Sordariomycetes; Hypocreales; Nectriaceae
Product: S-adenosyl-L-methionine-dependent methyltransferase
Exons: 4
Coding region: 115-1653 (512 amino acids)
Biological process (GO): cellular response to biotic stimulus
Source: RefSeq, a predicted model, not a curated record
CGUGCGAUUAAAAGGGUUGCUUGACCGCUUAAUGUCGUGUUUAUCUUUUCAUUCUUCUCACCUCAUUCUUACGUUCUUUAUUUCGUAUGUUUUCGGGUGAAUGAGUCGGUGACCAUGGCCCUGAAGCAGAAUGGAGGCGCUCAUUUGAGUAGCGAUAUUGACUUUAUCCCAACACCCAAAGCGCCCGCUGACGUACUCUCUACUGGCAAGAAUCCGGGCGUUCCUUUGACCAAUUCUCCCGCUAUUAAAAACGCUCCCCUCCCAGCCGACGGCCCCGGAUACGAACAAUGGUCCAACAUCUUCCUCGGUGUCGCUCUCUACGGCGUUCCCCAAUGGCUCUCAUGGAAACUCGGAGGCGGGUUUAAGCUUGCACUUUUCCUCGCCAUCUUCACCACUGUCCCUGUGCUAGUCGUCAUUUGGACUUUCAUGUCCAAAUUGAGCCCGCGAAUCAACGAUAAAGUCCAUUUGCCCGGCCGACCGAUCGAGUUCUAUCUCACUUUCAAAACCGACCAGCUUCGCGCGCGAUACACAGGCCGGCAUAAAGUCCCCAUGAGUAAAUUUUUUGAGCUUUACUUCACUGGCCAGGUCGAUCUUAACGCCGACGCCCUCGAAGUAUUUGAGUAUCGACAUGAUUGGGCGACGUUUAAUUUCACCAGCGAGACGUUUAACUACAUUUUAUUCACUUUCUUCCCCGAUGUCAUUCUUCAUCUGCGCUCGCAGGAUGAAGAGCAAGUUCGCACGAAUUAUGACAGCGGAAACGACCAUUACGCUUGGUUUCUGGGCCCACGAAUGAUAUACACCUCCGGCAUAAUCUCAGACCCCGACCGCGAAGAAACACUUGAAGAAAUGCAAGACAACAAACUCGCUAUCGUCUGCGAAAAAAUUAACAUUAAACCCGGCGACCGAGUCCUCGACAUUGGCUGCGGAUGGGGUACCUUGGCCAAAUUCGCGAGCUUGAACUACGGCGCCAACGUCACAGGUGUUACUCUCGCGAGGAAUCAAGUCCAAUGGGGAAACGAUGGGUUGAGAAAAGCGGGUGUGAGCGAGGAGCAGAGUAGACUUUUAUGCUGUGAUUAUCGUGAUAUUCCGGAGCAAAAGUUUGAUAAGAUCACGCAGCUUGAGAUGGCGGAGCAUGUUGGCGUGAGGCGGUUGACGGGGUUCUUUCGUCAGUGUUAUGAGAUGCUGGAGGAUGAUGGGGCGAUGUAUGUGCAGUUGUCGGGGCUGAGAAAGGCGUGGCAGUAUGAGGAUUUCAUUUGGGGCUUGUUCCUGAAUAAGUAUAUCUUCCCUGGGGCUGAUGCAUCGACGCCGUUGUCCUUUUACGUUGGAUGUCUUGAAAGCGCUGGAUUCGAGGUCAAGAGUGUUGACACUGUUGGCGUUCAUUACUCCGGAACACUCUGGCGAUGGUACAGAAACUGGCUUGGAAAUGCUGAAAAGGUCAAAGCCAAAUAUGGCGUACGGUGGUUCCGCAUCUGGGAGAUUUUCCUGGCUUAUUCCACCAUCGCAUCCCGUCAAGGUUCGGCUACGUGCUUCCAGAUUGUGGUUGUCAAAAACCUCAAUUCGACACAGCGCAUCAACGGUGUUUACUCUCAGUAUGGUUUGCAAGGAGCUCUUGAGGCGGCUCGAGCUGCUGGAAAGGCUGUUCUGCCUAAGUGAUGGGCCUUGGUUGGAGGGGCGUGAACCUCAGUGGUAUGAAAACGCUUGCGGGUUGAUUUUUUGUUGGUAGCUAGGGUGAAUAUUUUAUGAAUGGUUUUGGCGGUGUUUCUUUACAUCUGUGAAUUCAGUAUGCCACUAGCUAAUGGAGGACCUGGUAGUUUGGAGAGUCAUCAUCUUGAUUUUAUAAUCUUUUAACGCCUCGA